UGAAUCUCAAUCACCUCAACUCUAACCAUUAUUUUACAUUCUAAUUAAACCAUGUCUUCCUCUGCCUUCAAAGUUCUAUCACUAGUCCUUUCUGCUUUUGCCAUUGUGCAAAUGACAAUUGGUGGUGACCCUGACAUACUCACUGAUUUCAUUGCCCCAGCUAAUGGCAUAAUUGAUGGAAACUUCUUCACCUUCACAGGCUUUCGUGCACUUUCAGGACAAAAGACACCACCCCAAGCCUUCAAGGUAAUCAAAGCAAGUGGGGCAGAGUUCCCUGCUCUUAUAGGCCAGAGUGUGUCCUACGCUGUCCUUGAAUUCCCUGCUGGAAGCAUCAACCCACCCCACACUCACCCUCGUUCUGCUGAGCUUCUCCUUGUUACUCAAGGUUCCCUUCAAGUUGGGUUUGUGGACACAACCAACAAGCUCUUCACACAAAGCCUACAAGCAGGGGACAUGUUUGUUUUCCCAAAGGGUCUUGUCCAUUUCCAACACAAUGCUGAUGCUAACAAACCUGCUCUUGCUCUUUCCGCCUUUGGCAGCGCCAACGCCGGCACCGUCUCGCUUCCCAACACGCUCUUUAAUUCCUCCAUUGAUGACACUGUUCUGGCCUUGGCCUUCAAGACUCAGGUCUCCACUAUUCAGAGUUUGAAGAAAGCAUUUGCUCCUUAAGCCCCAUGAUGGGUAGAACAUGUUGUUUUCUUCCAUUUUCUUGUUUGUGUUCAUUUGUUAUUUUUUGUACAAUAAGUGCUGCUAUGUAGUAAGUGCCUAGCCGCAAACUUCUAUUUAUUGGUUUAAUAAGUUGUUAUUUCCAUUUACCUAUUUCACGGAAUCUAUAUAUAUUAAAGCAUUAACAUUUCAA
Molecule: messenger RNA, 859 nt
Organism: Lotus japonicus
Lineage: Eukaryota; Viridiplantae; Streptophyta; Magnoliopsida; Fabales; Fabaceae
Product: putative germin-like protein 9-2
Exons: 1
Coding region: 52-669 (205 amino acids)
Cellular component (GO): cell wall
Molecular function (GO): manganese ion binding
Source: RefSeq, a predicted model, not a curated record